Molecule: messenger RNA, 276 nt
Organism: Penicillium oxalicum
Lineage: Eukaryota; Fungi; Ascomycota; Eurotiomycetes; Eurotiales; Aspergillaceae
Exons: 1
Coding region: 1-276 (91 amino acids)
Source: RefSeq, a predicted model, not a curated record
AUGUCUCGGUCUUGGCAAAUCCAACGAGAUUCUUUCGGAUACGCUGACGGGUACAUCUGUCUGGCAUACCUUGGAAGGUCGGCAUUGGGCUUUGCUGCACGGGGUUUGGUAGCAACCUGCAUCGUUCCGCCAGGUACUACCACCCGCGCCGCCCCUCCAGGACCCCCCCCGUCCCUCGACAACGACGCCGGUGAUGUUACCAAUUAUUUUGAGGUGGGUAGCGGUGCUGGUGGCCUGUUCAUCACUGGUGAGGGCCACCGCGGCUGGUCAUUUUGA